AUGUCGACAGAGUGGCUGUGUUCACACGUUCGCGCGGCCAUGCGCAUGCACACGGCCACGCACGCCGCCCUGCUGCUGGUGGAAGACGCGCUCCGCGAGCGGGACAGGGCCUCCCUGGAGGCGGCCCUGGAGGCUGCCAGGGCAGCCGGCCUCGAGGAGUCCAAGAUAGCGCAGGUUGCCCAGGCCCUGCGGGAGGAGGUCCAGCGUCUGAAGACGCUCAGCGAGCAGGGGCGCGCGCGGGAGAUGCUGCGGGCGGCCUGCAAAAAAGGCGGCGUGACAGCGCUUGAGGAGGCGAUCGCGGCGGCCAAGCACGCCGGCCUCGUGCCGAGCGAGUACCAGACAGCGGAGAGGAUGCUCGAGGAGGAACGCGUGCGGGAGGCAGCCCGCGUCUUCCUCCGGAAGGCGAUGCAGCAGUACGAGGCCGCCAAGGACGCG
Messenger RNA from Prorocentrum cordatum, 435 nucleotides. NCBI's taxonomy places the organism in Eukaryota, Dinophyceae, Prorocentrales, Prorocentraceae. The record is from the annotation of a GenBank genome assembly.